GUUAUUUGUAUACGUUAGCAACUUGUGAGAAAGAGUAUCUAUCAUCACUAUAGAUGGUUCGAACAGGUGUCGGUAGUAUAAACAAGAUCACGAGAAAGCUGUGUGUACAUUUUUUCAGUCGGAAAUAAAACGCAGCGUUCUAGAAUGUAGAGAAGAAAAAAGUUAGAAUCCUAGACAACGUAUUUGCUGUGAAAUCGCGACGAUACAUUGUCGAUAGAUCUAAACAAGGUGGUGGUGAUUGUGUUGAUGUGAGAUCGCGUGGAACCCAGUCGUAAUUUCUCAUUUGCGGCAUUCAGGCCGUCAUGAAUACUGAUCUGAAACAUAUAACCUUAGAGAAAUACCCGUGAGUCACCCCGUUUGGUUAAGGAUAGUAUCCUAGUAUUCUGUGUCGAACAACUGGGUACAUUGCCUGGCUAUGGCCAGGAGACUUAAUCGAUAAAACUAAAUCCAGUUUUAUUGUGUCAGGAGUGCGCUACACAUUUGAUUGAGAGGAAUGUUGCCUGUAAUGUUUUAUGAGGUCAUCAAGAAGUUUUACCCAAGACGUUGAGGAGGCUUUUGAAAAUAGGAACAUUAAUCAUUUAUUAAGUUUAACAGCAAGUCUGUGUACUUGUGUGAGCCUGAUCAGACUUACGGGUGUAGACUGGGAAGUGUCAGCUGUAAAUUAUGUAGAGACUGCAGUAAGGAUACUGAUUGAACUUUAACAGCGUAAUCAUUUGGGUCACAAUGCCCGUGAAACAGCAGGAUAGAGCGGACAUGUUUAAGGGACCACAAGAACUACAUAAACUGGAUCUCAGGCAGUUUGGAGGUCACAAGGAUGAGGUGAACUGUGUGGCAUUUUCCAGUGAUUUCCAGAUUUUGAUAACUGGUUCUGAUGAUGAGAGAAUUCGAAUCUUCAAUGCCAGAACUGGAGAGUUUGUUUGUAAAGUGAAAGGUCAUACAGGAGCAAUAAAGAGUGUGGCCAUAACUGGUGACUGUCGCCACUUUGCGAGCGGAUCAUAUGACAAGACUGCGCGGGUGUGGCGUAUGCGAGAUGCUUCACUGAGACAUCUCUUACAAGGUCACACCAAAAGUGUGGAGGUAGUCGUUUUCUCACCAGAUGGCGCUCUGCUGUGCUCAGGAUCAUGGGAUAGGUCAGCCAUCUUGUGGGACGUUGAGUCUGGUGGUGGAGUGAGGAUGUUCAUGGGACAUGAGAACCUGGUACAGUCCAUCGCUUUCUCCCCCAAUGGCAAAUGGAUUGCAACUGGCUCUUGGGACUUGACUAUUAGAGUAUGGGAUCUACCCAAACCAACUGUAUCUACAACAUCCUCAGCUACAGCAUCAACAUCAGCAUCAACAUCAGCAGAUGGAGCAUCCACUCAGACAUCAACGUUGUCACCCAACCCUGCUCCUUCCUCUUCACAAAGCCCCACCCCAUCCACCAGCCAGGGGGCGAGGGAAGCCAACAGAGAGGGGGUGAAGGUGCUCUCAGGACACAAGGGAAACAUCCACGCUGUCGCCUUCUCCAAGGACGGAAUGCUGGUCAGUGGGUCAUGGGACAAGACGGUGAGGAUGUGGAACCCACGGACUGGGCGUAUCCUCCAUGUGUGUGAGGGUCACGAGGGAUGGGUCCAAGCUCUGGCCUUCUCCCCUGAUGGGACAUAUCUGGCCAGUGCUAGUGAUGAUGACAGCGUGCGUGUGUGGGACGUCAUCACUGGCAAGUGUGUCAAAGUGCUGGAGGGGGAGACUGAUCAGGCUCAUCACUGUGCGUUCACGGCUGGAGGUGCACUUGUUGCUUGUGGUGCAGCUGUAACCACGCUGGCAAUACACGAGAUGCCCUCGUCUCAGGUAGCAGAAAAGAUGAUUUGCCUACCGAAAUCAGGCACUCCUGGAAGUCCCGGUAUGGAUGAGGAAUUGUGACUCUUUGAUUCGGUACCACACUGUGCUACAAUCUAUGAUUUCAUUGAAUAAUGUUUGUUAGUUUGCUAAUGUAUACCAAACACUGCUUCCUAUUAACUAGUCAUUCCCGUCCUGCCUGCAUUUUCAAUGGUGUUAGAGCGGAUGUCUGUGGGUAACACAGUUCAUCAGUUCAUCAAUGCAGCGAACAGGAAUCUAUUACAUGUUGUAUUUUUUAUGGUUUUGCAAUUUUGAGCAAAUAAAGAUUGAAAUGAGUCAUGAACUUUGAAGGUUUUUAACAUGAUGAAGAGUGGUGAACUUAGUGUUGAGACAUAUAUAUUAUUUUGCAUGUGUGGCUUUAUUGUUAAAUGAUAUCAUUGAGUGACCUGCCAAAUAUAUGUUCUCAUGCCUGUUGUAUAUUGUUCUGACAAGAAAUGCCAAAUGUU
Molecule: messenger RNA, 2318 nt
Organism: Haliotis rubra (blacklip abalone)
Lineage: Eukaryota; Metazoa; Mollusca; Gastropoda; Lepetellida; Haliotidae
Product: WD repeat-containing protein 38-like
Molecular function (GO): protein binding
Source: RefSeq, a predicted model, not a curated record